UAUUUUCAGCUGCCAUGCUGUGGAUAAUCCUAAACCUCAGGCUGAGUUGGCGAUGUUGAAGCAGUACGGUCCGGAUGUUCCUGAAGCCACGCUGCAGAAACUGGUGUCUGCUUUUGGAGAUCUGAGGUCGAUGGCCGACCAGGGAACCAUCACCUACCCCUACUCCACUAGAGAGGUGGUCAACAUCGUGAAGCACCUCCAGAGAUUUCCCGGCGAGGGUUUGGCGAACGUUGUGCGAAACGUCUUCGACUUUGACUCGUACAACAAAGACACGCGGGACGUUCUGAUCGAGGCGCUGCACAAACACGGCAUUCCCAUUGGAGCCAAUCCCAGCUCCGUCAAACUGGCCAAGGAGUUGCCCCUGCCAGAGGUCAAGAUGACGGGCUACUGGACCAUCAACCAGACUGGGAACGCUCGCCGAAAACUGCUCUGUCCCACUGAGACACGGCCCAUAGACAUCAAGGGCCCGGUGUUUCUGCGUGUUCAGACUCACCCGUGCAACAGACAGGAGAGCCGGGCUCUGAGUUUCAGCGAGGAGAAAUCCCACUGGCAGAUCCCCAUGAACGAGGUCAACAUCAUCUGCCAUGUCACCACCAAAGAUGAUGUGGUGUACGUGGCCACGUGUAACCCCGUGUCUCUGUUCUCGAUGAAGGAGCGCGGCGACACCAUCCAGAGCAUCGAGCUUUACGACGUCUUCCCGCGGUCCAUCAGCGGAACCUGGCAGCCGUUCAUCACCAUCGCCCCGCUCGGGAGUCCUCUGGACGGACAGGUGGUGCUGCACGAGGAGCAGACCAACACGGUGCUGCACAUCGACAUGGAGACGGGCGCCGUGCGGAGACUCCUCCUCUCUCAAGAGGACGAGAAGCCCCAAAGCAGAGCCUCCAACUGGUGGAGCAGCAAGGAGCCACAGCAAGGAGGACAUAGAAUGUGUCACGACUUCUCCCACAAAAACUGGCUCCUCUUCUAUAAGGAGGACGGGAACCAGCUGGAUGUGCUGGAUGUUCUGGAGGGCAGUGUGCACACCAUCUCUCUCCCGGUGAACCUGAAGUCAGUCUUCCUGGUGGCCGAGGACCGCUGGCUGCUGCAGGAGAGCAACUCCAACAAGAAGUUCCUGCUGACGAAGCUCAUGCACAUGGGGGCUGAGGACUCUGGAGUGUGUCAGCUUCACAGCCUCAGUGAGGACGGAGUGUGCCAGGGACAUGGAGCCAGCUCAGCGGAGGAGUCUGUUCCCCAGAUGGUGUCCAGUGAGCAGCUUCCCAACGAGAACCUGAGCGCCGCUCUGGACCAGAAGAUCGUUUCUCCAAACAGAAUCCUGUCCGACAGCGGCUCCUUCGCUCGGAUCGUCGUGGGCUUCCCAGACCUCGUGUCCCCUAAUGAGGUGUACAGCUUUAAGAGGCCUGUUGACCUAUCAGAGGUCAGGAUUGCUGAGGGCGGGGCUAACACCUUACUUCGAGGCGGACUCAGGUCCAGCACGCCCAAACGGGACAACUGUGUCAGUCUGCUCUCAGCCAAUCAGGUGGUCCGAGCCCUCCCCCCCAACAAGGUGCCCCUGAAGGAGGUCUACCCCAAAGAUGUCACUCCCCCGAUGACAGCGGCGUACCUGGAGGUGACUGAUCUGAACUCCAAAACAGUGAAAUAUAUUCCCGUCCCGAGGUCAGUGACGGUGUCUCCGUACACCGGCUGGCUGUCCAAGGUGUCGGAGUCGGACGUGCUGCUCUCUGAUCUGGGGUCAGGGGGCGUGGUCACGGUGGAUAUGGGGGGGUACGUCAGACUCUGGGAGACGGGACUGGACAACCUGCAGCGCUCUCUAAUGGAGUGGAGGAACAUGAUCGGGACGGAGGACGGCAGACCUCUACAGAUCACCAUCCAGAGGGAUAGCGGUCUGGAUGUCAGUGCCCCGAAACACGGAAAGAUCGACGCAAACAACGAUCCUCACGUCGGAGGGAACCAGUGGGCGGGAGGCACAGGCGGCAGAGAUACGGCAGGGCUCGGGGGGAAAGGAGGUCCCUACCGGCUGGAUGCAGGACACAAAGUCCACCAGGUGUCCCAGGCUGAGAAAGACGCCAUCCCAGAGGAGGUCCGCAAAGCAGCCCGCGAGAUGGGAGAGAAAGCCUUCAAAGAACGGCUGAAGGAGAUCAAUAUGAGUCAGUACGACGCUGCUAUGUACGAGCGGUUCUCCAGCGCCGUCAGCAGGCAGGUCCAAUCUCUGCGCAUCGUGCUGGACAGCCUGCAGGCCAAAGGGAAGGAGCGUCAGUGGCUGAAGAACCAGGCUCUGGGAGAACUGGACGACGCUAAAAUCAUCGAUGGACUGACCGGAGAGAAAGCUAUCUACAAACGCAGAGGAGAGCUGGACCCCGAGCUGGGCAGUCCCCAGCAGAAGCCCAAGCGUCUGCGGGUGUUAGCGGAUGUUUCCGGCAGCAUGUACCGCUUCAACGGAGUGGACAGACGGCUGGAGCGCUCCAUGGAGGCCGUGUGCAUGGUGAUGGAGGGGCUGGAGAACUACGAGCACAAGUUCAAGUACGAUAUCGUGGGGCACUCAGGCGACGGGUACGACAUCGAGCUGGUCAGAGCGGAUAAAGUCCCCAAAAACAACAAAGAGAGACUCAAAGUCCUCAAGACGAUGCAUGCUCACUCUCAGUUCUGCAUGAGUGGAGACUUCACUCUGGAGGGAACAGACUCCAGCAUCAAGGAGUUAGUGAAGGAGGAGGCAGACGAGCACUUUGUGGUCGUGCUCAGCGACGCUAACCUGGAGCGAUACGGCAUCCGGCCCGAAAGAUUCGCUCAAGUCCUGACCUCCGACCCCCAGGUCAACGCCUUCGCCAUCUUCAUCGGAUCCCUCGGAGAUCAGGCCGAAAGACUCCAGAAGACCCUUCCAGCGGGCAGAUCCUUCGUUGCCAUGGACACCAAACAGAUCCCCCAAAUCCUGCAGCAGAUCUUCACGUCUACGAUGCUGUCCAGUGCCUGAGACUGACUUCUUAUCUCACACAAUAAAAAAACUCAAAAUCAUAUCUGCACGCACGGAGAAACUUGUCAGACUGAAAACCACUUUCUGUAUCAGAUCAUUUGAUCUGAGCUGUAUCAGAGCUGAAGACUCGCCUUGACGGGAUUUUUUUAAUUAUCUUACAGAUGACCUUCAGCAGAAUCUAAGUGUUAGCGUGACAGAGUAUAAUGUUUAGCAGGGAAUAGUGUGUAUCGUCCGCAUAAUGCUCAAGCCCUUUUCCUUCCUGGCUGCAGGACCCAUGUGCUCCUCUCAGUCCUGCAAGGAAUCUCAGAUCUCCUUUCAUUGACGGACCUCCCACUCCUCUUUCUGAAACACAAGCACCUUCAACCCUGCAAAGAGGAUUAGUGGGAAAUUCUCUGACAUGUCCGUGUUGCUAUGUCUCAAUUUGGAUUCUUCCCUUACUAAACUGCCAUGUCGUUGACUGUGAAGUUGUGAACAUUGAAUUUGUGACUAUUGCUGCUGUUAGCUAGCUAUCUAACAAUGUUAUCGUUUUCAAAUAGUAGAGUCCAACCCGGAAGUUACCAGAGAACCGUAAGUGGUUUUUAGGGCUCGUUCCUGCUCUUCUCUAUUACAAGACUGCUCAACUAACACUAUAAAAUAAACAGUGGCUUGUAUUGAACAACAGUAUAGUGGUAAAUUACUAAAAAAAGUGUCUUUUUGUAUAAUUCUGUGUUUAUCAGAGGAACCGUGGCUGGUUGUGUAACUUCCAAAAUGAUGGUAGUUAAGAGAAGUGUCUAGCGUUCCACACCAACUUGUUAACAGUUAUAAGUGCACCAUCCCGGACCUCAUAGUGAAUUUUGCCAUACUUUGCAUUAGGCGCUUUCACACCAAGUACUUUUCCCAGGAAUAGUUCCCGGAACUUAGUCACCCGGAAAUCUUUAGUUCCGGAACUUUCUAGCAGAUCGCGUUCACACCGGAAUAAGUUCCAGAGGGAGGAUUACGCAAAUGAAGCCGCUGACGUCACUUCUUCUUCUUCUGCUUUGGGUUUACUGGCAGGCCGCAAACCACUUCACGGCGUAUACUGCCGCCCGAAGUCCCCGGCCGGAAGUCCCCGGAGUUGGGGACUGGCUUCAGUAGAAGCUGCUGGGACUCCCAGCAGCUUCUACUGAAGCCUUCCGAGUAAAUCUCCAGAACGCCGACACCUCCUCAUCUCCACCGCUCCAGUCUCUCUCUGUUGGUGCGCGGGUUUAAUGCUAAUGCUAAUAAUGCUAAUGCAAGGAUUGCGAGCAAAUAAAAUGGCGGCUUAAAACGGGGCGUGGUUUGCAAUUUGCCAAUCAGACAUAGGAACCUUUUUCUCCACACGAAAGCCCCUGCUCUCUAGCAGGGACUACAAAGGGGUGAAAAGGUUCCUGGGAACUAAGUUCUAGUUCCAGAUCUUUUUGGUGUGAACGCAAAAUCCCAGGAACUAUUGGAACUAUUUCUGGGAAAAGUUCUCCGGUGUGAAAGCACCUAUUGGAAAGCAAAUGUAAAUCCAGAAGUACAUGAUUUGAGUCACAGCGUGUGUUUAGUUGUGUGUGUUGAGAGAUAGACUUCACACAGACAGUGUUAUUGUAUUUCUGCUCUCUGACAUCAUGCUGUGCAGUCAUUCGUGUCAGUGGUUCCUCACAGCCUCGUGCAUCCAAUACUGUGUCAGAUUCCCCCCUCUGUCACGCCUCACUAUGUUGGUCUGAUCAAUACAACAGCCUGUCUAACUAUCAGCCUGCAUUGAUCCUCUUUGACCCUCUGCUCUGUUUGUUGGAAGGAACUAAAAUAAAAACCUGACGGUAGAUAUUAUUCCUAAGUCAUGUUUGCAGUUCUUCAUGAUUGAGAAUGUACUGUAUGCAUUUAAAGUGUUGAUCAUCUAGAUUUUGAAUAAUUGUAGCCUUAUGUAAUUGUACAUUUGUAUAACUUAUACAUAAUGUAAUGUAUACACUUUUAAUAAAUCAUGUUAACAUUG
Molecule: messenger RNA, 4937 nt
Organism: Gymnodraco acuticeps
Lineage: Eukaryota; Metazoa; Chordata; Actinopteri; Perciformes; Bathydraconidae
Gene: vwa8
Product: von Willebrand factor A domain containing 8
Exons: 22
Coding region: 53-2965 (970 amino acids)
Cellular component (GO): cytoplasm
Source: RefSeq, a predicted model, not a curated record